AUGUCCCUCCCUGCGGAACUCGAUCGGCCGCUCGACGUCCUCCUCAUCGACAACUUCGACUCCUUCACCUGGAAUCUCUACCAGUCGCUCUGUCUCCUCGGCGCAGAUGUCACCGUCAUUCGCAACGACGCCAUCACCCCCGACGCCCUUCCCAGCCUGCAAAUCCGCUCUCUCAUCAUCUCCCCGGGCCCAGGCCACCCCUCCACCGACUCGGGCAUCUCCCGCGACGCUAUCCGAUUCUUCACCGGCAAGGUCCCCGUCCUCGGCGUGUGCAUGGGCUUGGAGUGUUUGGUCGAUGUCUUUGGCGGGCAGAUCGCGUACGCCGGCGAGAUCAUGCACGGCAAGGUCUCCCAGAUCCGGCACGACGGCCGCGGCGUGUUCGCGGGCCUGCCGCAGCUCAUCAACACGUCCUCGCUCCCGCCGACGCUCGCGGUGACCGCGACGACGCAGGAGAGCGGCGUGAUCAUGGGCGUGCGCCACCGCGAGUACACGAUGGAGGCCGUGCAGUACCACCCGGAGAGCAUCCUGUCGGAGGGCGGCGACGCGCUGCUGCGCAACUUCCUGCGCCUGCGCGGCGGGUCGUGGGCGGAGAACUCGGCGUUUGGGGUCACGUCGGCCUCGGCUGCGGCCGCGGCCGUCGGGGCGGGGGCCGCGAGCGCGAAGGUGCCGACGAUCCUGGAGAAGAUCUACGCGCAGCGGAUGCGCGACGUGGAGGCGGCGAAGCUCGUGCCGGGGACGACGGCCGCGGACCUGCAGACGCUGCUCGACCUGUCGCUCGCGCCGCCGCUGACGUCGUUCGUCGACGCGCUCACGGCGGGGCCGGGCGCACCCGCGCUCAUGGCGGAGAUCAAGCGGGCGUCGCCGUCCAAGGGCGCGAUCGCACUGGGCACGAACGCGGCGCAGCAGGCGCUGACAUACGCGCUGGCGGGCGCACGCGUGAUCUCGGUGCUCACGGAGCCGACGUGGUUCAAGGGCACGCUGGCGGACAUGCGGGCGGCGCGCGAGGCGGUGGACGCGCUGCCGCGGCGGCCGGCGAUCCUGCGCAAGGACUUCAUCUUCGACGAGUACCAGGUGCUGGAGGCGCGCGUGCACGGCGCGGACACGGUGCUGCUGAUCGUCGCGAUGCUUGCGCCGGCGCGGCUCGGCGCGCUGCACGCGUACGCGCGGGGGCUGGGGAUGGAGCCGCUCGUGGAGGUGAACAACGCGGCGGAGAUGGAGGCGGCGCUGGCGCUCGGGGCGCGGGUCGUCGGCGUGAACAACCGCAACCUGCACGACUUUGCGGUGGACAUGGGCACGACGAGCCGGCUCGCGGAAAUGGUGCGAGCGCGCGGGGUGGUGCUAUGCGCGCUGAGCGGGAUCACGGGGCCCGCGGACGUGCGGACGUACGUCGCGCAGGGCGUCGGCGCAGUGCUGGUCGGCGAGGCGCUCAUGCGCGCGCCGGACACGCGCGCGUUCAUCCGCGAGCUGCUCGACUGGCCCGCGCAGGAGGAGGAAAACACCAAGACGCCACCGCCGGCGCUCGUCAAGAUCUGCGGGAUCCGCACCGAGGACGAGGCGCUCCAAGCGAUGGACGCGGGCGCGGACAUGCUCGGGCUCAUGUUUGUCCCGCGCAGCCGGCGGCACAUCUCGCUCGCGCAAGCGCAGAAGAUCUCGAUGGCCGUGCACGCGUCGCGGUUCGCGCGGCCGGUGCGCGAGCCCGCGGCGGCGGAGGAGGGCGCAGAGGCAGAGCUCGGGACGCGCCCGUGGUUUGCCGCGCACGCACACGCACUGGGCGCCCCGGACUCGCACGCGCGCCCGCUGCUCGUCGGCGUGUUCCAGGACCAGCCGCUCGCGGCGGUGCUGCGCGCGGUGGAGGUCGCGCAGCUGGACAUGGUGCAGCUGCACGGGCGCGAGCCGGCGGAGUGGGCGCGGCACGUGCCGGUGCCGGUCGUGCGCGUGUUCCACGUCGGCGCGGACGCGAGCGUGGACGACGCGGCGCUGCGCGACCUGACGCGGCCCGGGCUGAACCAGUACGUGCUGCUGGACGCGGUGCGCCCCGGGAACAAGGACGGGCUGAGCGGGGGCGCGGGCGUGGCGGUGGACUGGGGGCUUGCGAGGGCUGUGGUGGAGCGGGGGGAGGUGCCGGGCGUGGCUGCGGGCGCGCACCCGAUGCCGAUCAUCCUUGCGGGGGGGCUGACUCCGGAGAACGUGCGAGAGGCGGUGGAGGCGGUGCGUCCGUGGGCUGUGGACGUGAGCGGGGGGGUGGAGACGGCGGAUGGGAGCGGGAAAGAUGCGAGGAAGGUCAGGGCGUUCGUGGAGGCUGUGAAAGGAGACAGACAGACCUAGACUAGGGUGGCUGCUGGAGAAUCGAAGGCGAUGGUUGUAUAUAUGAUGUAGACGUUUCUACUGGUCAUUGCUAUCUGGACGCCGUAUACU
Postia placenta MAD-698-R-SB12 is the source of this 2415-nucleotide messenger RNA. RefSeq lists its product as hypothetical. NCBI's taxonomy places the organism in Eukaryota, Fungi, Basidiomycota, Agaricomycetes, Polyporales, Adustoporiaceae. Gene Ontology annotation, biological process: L-tryptophan biosynthetic process. Bases 1 to 2325 code for a protein of 774 amino acids. Gene Ontology annotation, molecular function: anthranilate synthase activity; indole-3-glycerol-phosphate synthase activity; phosphoribosylanthranilate isomerase activity. The transcript is spliced from 4 exons. The record is from RefSeq and is a predicted model, not a curated record.